GCUUCGCGGGCGCCAACGUCGAAGCAGAGUCAAAGGUGGGAACAGCUACAACAACUUCAAGCAUUGGACCUUGUCACGUUAUCAGAUCGUUCUCUGUUCCCAUCAACGACACUUCUCUUCAAGGACCUACCAAUAAACCGACCCGUGCGAUUUCCCCAAGGACAUCAGUCCUGUAGCCGUCGCCAUCAUGAAAUUCCUACUUCCUCUCCUGUCGCUCAGCGCCGCUACGAAUGCGUUGCACUUCUUCAUUGACGGCACAACCCCCAGAUGUUUUUACGAGGAGUUGCCCAAGGAUACACUUGUCGUUGGACAUUACACUGCUGAGGAGUGGGAUGACCGAGUAUCAGCUUGGGUAAAGCAUGACGGCAUCAGCAUCUACAUCAACGUCGACGAAAUAUUCGACAACGAUCACCGCGUCGUUUCUCAGCGCGGCGCUGCUUCUGGCCGCUUUACCUUCUCUGCCGCCGACGCUGGCGACCACAAGAUCUGCUUCACCCCUUCGUCCAGCUCUGGCCGCACUUCGUGGCUCUCCGCCAAGAACCCCAACGGCGGCAUCAAGUUGACUCUUGACUUGGUCAUUGGUGAGACCAACCAAAUCGAGAGCAGCGAUAAGGGAAAGAUCCAGGAUAUCACAUCACGUGUCAAGGACCUCAAUGCUCGUCUCGCUGAUAUCCGCAGAGAGCAAGUAUUCCAACGUGAACGAGAGGCCGAGUUCCGAGAUCAAUCCGAGUCUACAAACGCCCGUGUCAUUCGAUGGAUCAUUAUCCAGCUCAUCGUGCUUGGCAUCACCUGCACCUGGCAGCUUUCCCACCUUCGAUCAUUCUUCAUCAAGCAGAAGCUCACCUAGAGUGAUUGGUCGAUCAUUUUUUGUUUGCGAGUUGAGUCUUGGGUUUCAGUGGUCCAGGACGAGCCAACUGUCGUUCAUUGGGUCGGGUGUUGAUGGAUUGCGUACAAGAAAAGGAUAAAAGAGAUCGUUGGGCAUCCAAGCCACAGCGGGGAAGUCAUCUUUCAUUCAAGAUGGCCGUGUAAUGUUACAUGCACAUGAUGAUGUUUAUAAGGUUUACUCAAAUGAAUACUCGAAAGAGUGGAACUGAGAACUGUGAUAAAGAUAGCGACGCCUUUUUUCUUUUCCCAUUAUAAAAUUGCCAAAAGAACGAGAACUCCCUAUAGUGCUCUAUCUUCGUUUCACAACAAAUCACCAAGCCUGUAAACCUCAAACUCAUCCCCACGCUAGAUGAUCUCUCCAUCUACACCAGGCAAGACUGGGUGCCAUCAGGCACACCAAUGAUGGCUUUCGUCUCGUGAGCGAUUACACAAAGUUAUUAUGGAUAGCGUCAUAAGAAAAAAGAGAAGAAACAACCCAGA
Molecule: messenger RNA, 1365 nt
Organism: Fusarium verticillioides 7600
Lineage: Eukaryota; Fungi; Ascomycota; Sordariomycetes; Hypocreales; Nectriaceae
Exons: 3
Coding region: 188-847 (219 amino acids)
Biological process (GO): intracellular protein transport; endoplasmic reticulum to Golgi vesicle-mediated transport; Golgi organization
Cellular component (GO): COPII-coated ER to Golgi transport vesicle; Golgi apparatus; endoplasmic reticulum-Golgi intermediate compartment
Source: RefSeq, a predicted model, not a curated record